AUGGCUGGUGAGGCACACUUCACCGUUCCUCUGACCCAGGGGUUCGGCUAUGGUAUUGUGGUUGGCUUGGGGUUUGCCUUUGCCUUGCUGAUGAUCUUUAUCACCUGGGCACUGAAGAGAUAUCAAUAUGAAGUCCAGACCUCCGAAAUGUUCUCCACGGCAGGCCGCACCGUCAAGUCCGGAUUAGUCGCAUCCGCAGUCGUCAGUAGCUGGACAUGGGCAGCAACUCUUCUGCAAUCAUCAACAGUUGCGUAUGAGUAUGGUGUCUCCGGCCCCUUUUACUACGCUGCGGGAGCAACAGUGCAAAUUCUCCUCUUCGCGACCCUGGCUAUCGAGCUGAAACGUCGCGCUCCAAACGCCCAUACAUUCCUGGAGGUCAUUCGCGCGCGAUACGGCACCAUCGUCCAUUGCGUCUUUAUUGUAUUCUGCCUGAUGACAAACAUCCUCGUGACUGCCAUGCUGCUCACCGGCGGUUCCGCUGUGCUGACUUCUUUGACCGGAAUGCAUACUGCUGCUGCUUGUUUCCUACUUCCUAUUGGAGUCGUGCUGUAUACUGUCUUUGGUGGAAUUAAGGCGACAUUCAUCACCGAUUAUCUGCACACAAUUGUUAUUGUCGUCAUUAUUUUCGUCUUUGCUUUCAAUGCAUAUGCAACCAGCCCGGUCCUAGGCUCACCUGGAAAGGUGUACGACAUUCUGACAGCCGCCGCCAAGGCAAACCCGGUAGAUGGAAAUUCUGGAGGCAGCUAUCUCACCAUGCAUUCUCGUCAAGGUGGCAUUUUCUUCGUCAUCAACCUCAUUGGCAACUUCGGUACGGUGUUCUUGGAUAACGGCUACUACAACAAAGCCAUUGCGGCCAGUCCCGUUCACGCAUUCCCUGGGUAUGUGAUUGGUGGCCUCUGCUGGUUUGCUAUUCCAUGGCUGUGCGCUACCACCAUGGGAUUGACUGCCCUAUCCUUGCAGGGAGAUGCAAUUUUGAGCUCAUCUGAUGUGACGGCUGGUCUGGUAUUACCAUUCGCUGCCGUGAAAUUGAUGGGUUACGGCGGAGCAGUUGCGACUUGCUUGCUUGUCUUCAUGGCAGUUACUUCCGCCUUUUCGGCACAGCUAAUUGCCGUGUCAUCGGUAUUCACAUAUGACAUAUAUCAGGCAUACAUCCAGCCUAGCGCAAAGGGCAAGAGGCUUGUCUGGAUCUCCCAUAUGGCUUGUGUUGUUUACGCGCUGAUCAUGGCUGCCUUCGCUACUGGUCUGUAUUAUGCAGGCAUCGGAAUGGGAUACUUAUAUCUGCUAAUGGGCGUCAUAAUUUCGGCGGCCGUGAUUCCAGGCUCAUUGACCCUGCUGUGGAAAGGACAAAACUGGGUGGCAGCAGCUGCGUCACCACCUUUGGGACUAGCUGUUGCUUUAAUCGCUUGGCUGGUAACGGCAAAAUCUCUGUAUGGCGAGUUGAACGUCACGACAACGGGUGCCAAUUACCCAAUGCUCGCUGGUAACGUGGCUGCUCUACUCAGCCCCCUCAUCUUCAUCCCCAUCUUAACCCUCAUUUUUGGCCAACAAAACUAUGACUACGAAUCGAUGCGCAAAAUCCGGAAAGUCGACGACUCCGAAGUCGCGGCCGCCGCUCAUGUCGAUUUAGAGCUUAUCCCCGGUGAAACCGACCAUCCAGAAGACAUGACCGAGGAGGAGGUGAAGAAACUCAACAAAGCUGCAUUCUACGCGCGUACUUUGACAGUCUUGAUGACCUUGUGCCUACUUAUUCUCUGGCCGAUGCCUAUGUAUGGCUCCGGAUAUAUCUUCAGCAAGAAGUUUUUCACAGGCUGGGUUGUCGUUGGCAUUCUGUGGUUAUUCUGCACAGCGUUUGGCGUGGUUAUUUUCCCGUUGUAUGAGGGUCGAAAGAGUAUCGUGCACACCGUACGAUCUAUGAUUCUCGAUGCUACUGGUAAAAGACGGCCUUCUAAACCCACCACCGUUCAGGGACGAGAGGCAGAUAGUUCGGCAACCGGUAGCAUGGAGCAGGUGGCGGGGGAUGAGAAGUUGCCUGUUUCGGAGUAA
Talaromyces proteolyticus is the source of this 2043-nucleotide messenger RNA. Its product is annotated as putative urea transporter. Gene Ontology annotation, biological process: spermidine transport; urea transmembrane transport; putrescine transport. Gene Ontology annotation, cellular component: plasma membrane. Lineage: Eukaryota; Fungi; Ascomycota; Eurotiomycetes; Eurotiales; Trichocomaceae. The coding region runs from base 1 to 2043 and encodes 680 amino acids. The transcript has 3 exons. Gene Ontology annotation, molecular function: putrescine transmembrane transporter activity; spermidine transmembrane transporter activity; urea transmembrane transporter activity. The record is from RefSeq and is a predicted model, not a curated record.